UUUUCUUUUGGGUUGACCCAUUUUAAGCUUCCCUGAUAUCAUCCUAUUUUAUUUCCUUCCUAUUUUUCUUAAGAUGAAAGGUGCAAAGAAUCAAAAAGGAUCUAGGAUCUAGUGGGGGAUAUUCUUUAUAUACCUGAGGAACUUCACGUAUCGUACCAUACACAUUCUACACACAGAUCAGGCAACAACCCCAUGAGAUAUAUAAACUUUAAACACAAUUUAAACGAAAAUAUUUCAAGAUGCCUGUUGGUAUUAUGCCUGAAGGUUAUUUUCAUAAACGAUUGAAAAAACGACCAGUAAAUAUAUCUGAGAAUAUAUCAGAUGAACCCGAAGACUUGAGCAUUAAACAUGACAUUAUACACAGGCUAUUAUCACCAAUUCAAUCACCAGAAAAAUUACAAACAACACCUAACAUACCCAUACAGUACCCUUCCUUUUACCCCGACGUACUGGAAUCCUUACAUCGAUCAUUUCUAAAAGAAUCCUCUGGAUCCUACCACAUGUGCCUAAAAUGUGGAAAAACUUACUCGACGACAUUAGGACUUCAAAAACACCAACAAAUCUGCCUAUUGGAGUCAACCACACCAAAACCCUACAACUGCAAAAUUUGCGAGAAAAUCUACAACACAUCAUCAGCCCUCAAACUCCACGUGAAAACUCAUACUUUACCACACAAGUGUCAACUCUGCGAAAAGUCAUUUUCACGUCCAUGGCUCCUGCAAGGACAUUUAAGAACUCACACUGGAGAGAGGCCUUUUUCAUGCAAACAGUGCGAUAAGGCUUUUGCCGACCGAUCUAAUUUACGCGCCCAUAUGCAGACACAUGAAAAAGUAAAAAAGUAUUCUUGUAGUCGUUGUAAUAAGUCAUUUUCUAGGAAGUCAGUUUUAGAAAAGCAUGUUAAGAGAGAUUGUUUAGGUUAG
Molecule: messenger RNA, 920 nt
Organism: Brassicogethes aeneus
Lineage: Eukaryota; Metazoa; Arthropoda; Insecta; Coleoptera; Nitidulidae
Source: the annotation of a GenBank genome assembly